Adelges cooleyi (spruce gall adelgid) is the source of this 1616-nucleotide messenger RNA. RefSeq names its product AN1-type zinc finger protein 6 (gene drn). Gene Ontology annotation, molecular function: zinc ion binding; DNA binding. NCBI's taxonomy places the organism in Eukaryota, Metazoa, Arthropoda, Insecta, Hemiptera, Adelgidae. The transcript is spliced from 6 exons. The record is from RefSeq and is a predicted model, not a curated record. The coding region runs from base 531 to 1073 and encodes 180 amino acids.
CUGAUUUGUCGACAUUUCGCCCGACGAGUUCGACGAGUGUUGCGUGGCCCCUAGAGUGUGAUUAACAAUUUUUUUAUUUUUUAUAUACUCAUUCCCGUCCCGUGUUGUUCUCUGCUGUGCGUUCACCACCAAAGACUCACACAGUCGUUUCGACAGGCGAAAUAAACGAGCGUCGCGCAAAUGACAAACACGGAACAACGAGUGUAGUUUUCGACGCGUUGUGCAGCAGAAAGGAACGGGACGUACGACAAAACAAGACAUAUAACGAUUCAUUAGUGUUUUUUGGUAUUGAAAUAAAUAGGCUGUUCUUCCUUAUUAAUUGCACAUAUAGACGAAUGUUCAUUAAAAAAAGACCAAUGUUUUCGUGACAUUUAUUUGGGAGUUAUAAUGCAAUAUUAUUCGUCUGUUUCACAACCAGUGAUAAAUCAAUCUAUAAUAACAAUUGCGUGACGUUUAAGGUAAUUUCUGUUGGUGAUCAAAAGCCGUUCAGAUUAUCAUUAAGUAUCAAAUUAAAAAAUAAUAAUUGCACAAUGGAACGAGAAUCCAACUCGAUGCAGGCACUUUGUCGUGGUGGCUGUGGCUUCUAUGGCAACCCAUCUACAGAUGGCCUGUGCUCUUUGUGUUAUAAAGAAGCGCUCAAAAAGAAACAGGCACCACCACAGACAGCUCCAUCACCACCUUCAGUCACUGCUCAGACCAUGAUGGAGACUGCUAUACCCACCAUACCAGUGCUGCAAAUACCACCAGUAGCUACUACCCCAAUUUUAGUGCCAGACACUAAGAAAGAUUUGGACAAUGGACUUGCAUGUAGUUCUAAUGACAGUAGUCUUAUGGACGAUGGUAGAAAAGAUGACGAAGAUGACAAAGAUAAAUCUAAAAAGAAAAAUCGAUGUGCUAUGUGUCGUAAAAAAGUUGGACUUACAGGAUUUGAAUGCCGUUGCGGUGGCCUGUUUUGUGGCAUUCAUAGAUACUCUGACAAGCACAAUUGUUCGUUUGACUACAGGGAACUUGGAGCGCAAGAAAUUAGACGCAAUAAUCCAGUGGUAGUCGGGGAAAAAAUUCAAAAGAUUUAAUCAAGAUGAAAUUGAACAUUAAGCGCAUGAAAAUAAUGAAUGUACCAAUUAUAUAUAAAUAUAUAUUUAUCCAAAUAUAAAUAUAUAUGUAUAAAUAAACUUCCACAGUAGUUAUAUAACAAUGUGUACAUUCUUUAAUUAAAGGUAUAGUAAUUUUAUUUUUCUAAUACUGAUAUCGGGGCCUUGCUAGUUUCGAAAUAAUAAAUUGACACAUUUUUCUCAUUUGUCAUAAAAAAAAAGGAGAACAUAUUAUCAAUUUUUAUCACUUAAGAGAGCGUAGUCGCUGUGCAAUAGUAAAAUGUAUAUAAAUCAUUAAUGUUUAUUUUUUCUUUAAUUUUAUUCUAUAUAUAUUUUUUUGUGGAAUUUAGUUGAUUUGGUUUACUGAGAUAAUUAUACCUUUUAAACAUUGUAAGAGUUUUUUUUUCACUUGUUAAUUUUUUUUCGCUUCCCAUAGUUCUCAAAUGAUUGUUGUAAAUUAUGCUCAUCAUUUUUUUAUAUCUUAGUUGGUUAUUAGCUAUUUUAGAAAUGAUUUUAUGUUCUUUU